GCAGGCCCAUGGACGAGGAAGAAGGAAAGGACCGAGGACUGAGGACUGACAGAAUCUGACACCGGCGACAGAAUAAUAAAAAAAGCAGAAGGCAGGGCCGAGGCCAUUGGAGGUGCGCUCGCGCACUCUGAGCGACGGUCGAGAGGGCGUCGAUAGUGGCCGAGAUUGGUGAGAAAUGAUGGCCCGAGGCGAAGAAAAGAGAAGGCGAGCUUUAUGACGAGAUGAAUUCCUCCUACAUGUCGUCAGAGCGAGGGACAUGACGGCAGACGCAGUGCUGGAAGUUCGUGUUUGCCAUACCCAAUUAAAAAUUCCCUGCGGUCAGCUCUGAGUGGGGGUAAACUGACAGCGAGGGGAAUUCGCCUCAUCAAUCCGUUGUCGUUCUUCUUCCUCUGUCCAGAGUUCCAAUCUAAUCAUGGUAUUUGUGGCAUAGACGCUCGUCGCCCUCCUCCUGCGAGCCUAACCACGAGAGGUAUGAUGCAUCAUUCAUUUUCUUGGCUGCAGGCAGGCUUCUCCUCCUGAGGACAUGGGCCGUUGAAAAGAUUGCAUUGCGCACUCGUCUCCGGUGAUGCUGUUGAGGCUCGCGAUGUCUUCGGUCCUUUCAACUCACACGUACUGUGCCCAGGAUCCUUUAAGUACCGCACAAUCAAUAGCCCCAGCCAUUAGCUCGGCAAUUGAAGGUGCCCUUAUUUCCUUCGGCAUGAUCAGGCGGGUGGAUAGCGAGAAGGCCAUCCAUUGGACUGAAGUCCCGGAGCCCCGUCUAAAGUUGAGGCAUUCUGUUUUCUUUCAAGUGUGACAUUCGAGAAUCAAACUGGAAAAUGAUCACCUAAUUACUGACAUGUCUCGAACUCCCCAUCAGUUGAAGGUCAUCGGAACAUGAGCUCGCGUUGAACCUUUCUCGGUCUUAUCGUUUUCAUUGAAAGAUAUUUAAGGUCGAGGAGGGGAUCACGAAAAAACAAAUGCCACUUUGAAUCCGAGGGCCGCUUGCUGACCCGCAGUCGCGCCAGAGAAGUGCCAUUCAUUGCUCGAGGACAAAAAAGCUUAUCGACUAAACGUCAAACUUCACCGACAGCUUGGAGCCGGGAUUCUGCCGGAAUAAAGCCGGAAUGUGACCUGUAAGUAUGUCCAGUGCCGAUUCUUCUUGUCAAUCUCCUCGUCUGGCACCAGGCCGGUGGAUUCCGAGUAGGUUUCAGCACGACCGCCUCAAAUUUGAGGCUCUGGAAGGUGCCAACCACGGAUGUUCCCUACUCCACCCUUGCGUCAUUGCAGGAAUAUCUUCUCAUCAACCUUUCUUUGACAUUACCUCCACAGAACAGUGGCUGAAGCCUGAUUCACAACUAGCAUCGCCACACCUGUACGACUGAAUCGGUAAUCAUUCUGAUGUGAAUGCAACCAGACACGUACGGCCAUCCGGUCCAGCAAAUUAAUGGUCGGAAAGCGAGCGGGACCUUUCGUAUCAAGUGCCACUUUUUAAUUCUUUCAAACGCAGCCCCGAAUGAUGCAGCGGUGAAUCAAUGGAGCAGCAGCAGCAGCAGGGACUGAGGUGAUACAAUUCGCAAUAAGGAUAUGCGCAAGUCCACCAGUGGCAAGGUCCGUCGAAUUAGGAUCAUCCAAUCACGUCAUCAUUCCAGAAUGUGGUGAUCUCACCAGCAAAUCUGAUCGGGCCGAGCAUUCUUCCAUUCGACCGAGUCUCCAUCUGCCCAUUCUAUUAAUGUUGAAGAAUAUCGGGCACAUGUUUCGUCAUCACUGAGACGAGAGAGAUGUUUGCCUUCUGUUUGGAAAAUCAACGACCUUGUGAAUGCAGUGCAGGCUGUACUUUGAUUAAUUCAUCAUUACCACUUCGGUCGAUUAGCAGCGCAGUCGACAAAUAUAUCGUAUUCCGCCAUGAUCAUUAUUGGUGGAAUCUAUAACUCUUGUAGCAA
Marchantia polymorpha subsp. ruderalis is the source of this 1919-nucleotide messenger RNA. The record is from the annotation of a GenBank genome assembly. NCBI's taxonomy places the organism in Eukaryota, Viridiplantae, Streptophyta, Marchantiopsida, Marchantiales, Marchantiaceae.